Lemur catta (Ring-tailed lemur) is the source of this 1408-nucleotide messenger RNA. It is a transcript of the gene YIPF6, whose product is annotated as Yip1 domain family member 6. The transcript is spliced from 8 exons. The coding region runs from base 108 to 815 and encodes 235 amino acids. The record is from RefSeq and is a predicted model, not a curated record. Gene Ontology annotation, biological process: endoplasmic reticulum to Golgi vesicle-mediated transport. Gene Ontology annotation, cellular component: membrane; trans-Golgi network. Lineage: Eukaryota; Metazoa; Chordata; Mammalia; Primates; Lemuridae.
GGGAACACGGAAACUUGAAUUUGCUCCGUGGCCAGGGACAGGGGCGGGCUUUUGGCCCCAGGUUCCGCGAAGGCCUGUGGGAGCGACCCCGGAGAAGGAGGGCCAAGAUGGCGGAAGCGGAGGAGUCUCCAGGAGACCCGGGGACAGCAUCGCCCAGGCCCCUGUUUGCAGGCCUUUCCGAUAUAUCUAUUUCACAAGACAUCCCUAUAGAAGGAGAAAUCACCAUCCCUGUGAGAUCUCGCAUUCGGGAAUUUGACAGCUCCACGUUAAAUGAAUCUGUUCAGAAUACCAUCAUGCGUGAUCUAAAAGCUGUUGGGAAAAAAUUCAUGCAUGUUUUGUACCCAAGGAGAAGUAAUACUCUCUUGAGAGAUUGGGAUUUGUGGGGCCCUUUGAUUCUUUGUGUGACACUCGCAUUAAUGCUGCAAAGAGGCUCUGCAGAUAGUGAAAAAGAUGGAGGGCCCCAGUUUGCAGAGGUGUUUGUUGUUGUCUGGUUUGGUGCAGUUACCAUUACUGUGAACUCAAAACUUCUUGGAGGAAACAUAUCUUUUUUUCAGAGCCUCUGCGUAUUGGGCUACUGUAUACUUCCCUUGACGGUGGCAAUGCUGAUUUGCCGGCUAGUACUUUUGGCUGAGCCAGGACCAAUAAACUUCAUGGUUCGGCUUUUUGUGGUGACCGCGAUGUUUGCCUGGUCUGUAGUUGCCUCUACAGCUUUUCUUGCCGAUAGCCAGCCUCCAAACCGCAAAGCCCUCGCCAUUUAUCCGGUUUUCCUAUUUUAUUUUGUCAUCAGUUGGAUGAUUCUCACCUUUACUCCUUAGUAAAACAGGAAAUGGGAAUUCAAAAUGAGCAAACUGAAAGGUCAUCUGAAACAUGCAAUCCAACAUGAAGCUUUGCCUCUUGCCCUCUUUUGUUUAAUUUUAGAGGUAUUUGGUAACUGGGUAGAUGAGGAGAUGAAAAGGGAGCCAUAUAGCACUAUUGCCACUUAUGUGAGAAACUGAUGUUUGAAAGGCGGUCCUUUUCCUCUUAAUGUCCUUUCUUUAAAAUACAUGUGCAUACAGCACAUAGUAUAAUGCCUCAGAAAAGCGUGAUGGAGUCACUGUGGUCCAUUUGGGUGAAAACCAAUGACUAGGGAAGCACAUGGAUAUGUCCUAUAAAUUGAAUAGAGUUGGUAACUAUUUUCAGUUUUGAGAAUACCAGUUCAGGUGCAGCUCUUAAUAUUGCCUUAUGACUAUUAGAAUAUGCCUCUCUUUUCAUAAGACAGAAUGGAUGGUCUAUAUCCAUUUUCUUUUGUUUCUCUCAAGCUUAAAAAGGCAAUGACAGAAGUUAAGGGGGAGUUUCAUAGAUGUGGAAUGAGAAAAUAUGCAUUAGCCAACAUCCAGAUUUUGAUCAGAGGAAAUUCUAAACUUAUUGC